Molecule: messenger RNA, 2066 nt
Organism: Trichoderma reesei QM6a
Lineage: Eukaryota; Fungi; Ascomycota; Sordariomycetes; Hypocreales; Hypocreaceae
Exons: 2
Coding region: 1-1839 (612 amino acids)
Source: RefSeq, a predicted model, not a curated record
AUGUCUGGAAGCCAGAACCCAACUCCAAAGCCCAACAGGAACAUCCUAUCGUACUUCCAGCCGGCCUCCUCCUCUCAGCAGACGCCCUCCCCACAGCGCUCAUCACGGCUCUCCUCGUUUCCAGAUCUUUCGCCGCCUGCACCGUCCUCACCGCUCAGCUACAAGGCCACUCCCAUCCGGAAAAAGCCUCCUCCGCCUCAGGAAAUUGGUGACUCUGACGACGAGGGCAGCGCUGAUGGCUUCUCGGACGACUCCCUAGAGGACCUGUCGGCUCUCCUUGGGCGAGGACGGCCCAGUGCUGCCGCACCGUCGGGAAGCCAACCGGCAUUCUCGACUCCCAGGGCCAAGAGGACGGCAACGGGGCCGUAUGUGUCGCCGCUGACCAUCAUACCCAAGCACAGGUUUGACAUCAAGGCGCUCGCUAAGGACGCCCGCCGUGAUAACGCCAUAAGCGCAAGCUCGUUGAAGGCAAAGGCCUCCACAGACGCCUCAGAACCCGCAUCUCCUCGCCGAGGAGAAAACUUCGACUCUGCCUUUACUGACAUUGUCAGAGAGAAGAGCGGGCAAGAUGCGCACAAAGUCCUUAGAGCGGUCCAGAGAGCAGAACCUAUCCAGUCGCAGUCCCGGUACUGCUUCUUCAACAGCGACUACAGGGUUCCGCCCAGCUCGCCUGUACCCAAAUUGCCCAAGGGAUCCCCGUGGAAUCUGUUGACGCAGGGAAACUCUGCAGCAAGGGAACGGAACCUCACCUCUGGGAUGCCGCAAACUAUCCUGGCGAAGAAUGGCGGGCUGCCAGAUGCCGUGUUCGAGUGGAUGCUGGAUGAGCUCUGCAUUCAUAAGUCCUCGCUUGUUCGGCGGGAAUACUGCAACAUGAUUCACAGCUGUCCCGAUCAGGUCGAACGGCUUUUGACUCCGGAGCGGCUGGAGGAGCUUUUCCUCAGGUUGGGGGCUACCGACGAUAUCAAGGUUCGGGAUGCUGAAAUUGCCGUUUCGAAGCCAAAUCAGGAGCCAUAUCAGGACCACGACUGGUCGAAUUUGGAGUCUUUGUUUGUGCUCUUGGGGAUGAUUUCAGACCAUUUAUCGAUUCCGUCUGCCGUCUACGCAGCGCACACUCUGCUUCGGCUGUCCAUGGACAAGGUGUUGAUAUACAACACUGAUUUACUGACGGCGUACGAAGAGGCGAUUGCAAGCCUGGCCAAUACAAUCCCUAGUUCGUCCUGGGACUCUUUUUGCGGUGACGCAUGCUCAAUCCUGCACACAACUGUCAAGACGCAACACAUCAGGGCCAAUGCCUUGCAGUGUCUAUCCAUCCGCAACGUCAGAACCCACGACAUCAGGAGAAGACUCGCCAUCUCGUUCCUGUUCGACGACCCAUCUCUCGGCCGCCACCACCCCGAAGCAGUCUUCACCGUCAAGCGCGCCAUCGACCGCCUCAACGACGACGACUUUAGCAUCACGUCACAAACCGACUUUGCCGAGCUCAAAGCCAUGAUCAUGGCCCUCGACAUCGCCGUCGACGACGGCUCCCCGCCGGAAUCGGGCAGCCCAGAGGACGAAGACGGCUUCAACCAGGACGUUGACCAGCUCGCCGCCAAGCUCAGGGAGAUUUGGCGCAAGAUCAACGACGCGGGCAUGAAGAUUACGCGCACCGAGGCCAAGAGCGUCGUCGAGUGGGUGCAGCAGCGGCUGUCCAACACGGUCAGGACGCGCAAGAAGGCCAAGAAGAGCAUCUUUGAUCUGCCCGGCCACGAGGACCGCUCCUCGAACCUGCCCAAGCAGCAGGAGUACAUGGCCAAGUUUCUCCAAAAGAUACCCAAGCCACAAGCGGGAGGCGAAUAACUCUUUCCUUCUCCCAGGUGCAUAGGUAGUUUUGUCUGUGUGGAAAUUGAUACCAAUGUUCUGGACGCGGCGUUUGGGAGUGUACCUACCUUACCUAUAUAGAGGAGUACGGUCAAGCGUACGAGCUGGCUUCGCUGGAUGCCGACUUUAGAAAAAUUUCUUGUAAUGACGUAUGAUACAACAUCUAAGCUAAGAAAAAGGGGAAAAGAAAAAGCUCAAUUAAUUCG